This is a messenger RNA of Entrophospora candida, 3003 nucleotides long. Lineage: Eukaryota; Fungi; Glomeromycota; Glomeromycetes; Entrophosporales; Entrophosporaceae. The record is from the annotation of a GenBank genome assembly.
AUUGACAAAAAUAACAAUACAGAUGAGUCAGUUGAGCAAAAUGUUAAAUCACUUAAAUCAAAAUUUGAACAAUUAACUCAACAGCCACAAUCAAAUGACGUUAGAAAACCGACUUCUGACGCUAGAGCAACAUUUCAAAAUCUUGUUACUUUAGCGCAUCAACAGCAUAAAAAAACAGAUCAACCACAACAGGAAAAAUCAUUAAUGUCAGACACCACUAAUUCUUAUUCUAAUAUAGAAAAGGACAACAUUAAGUUAGAUGAAAUAAAACAAAAACCAUCUUUUAAAAACGCUCACACAGUCACCAAUCAAUUAGAUUCUGGAAAAAAAACCCCUCCACCAAUACCUGCUCAUAGAUCAAAACCACUUAACAACUAUAGUACCACAACAAAAGGCAUAAUACUUAAUAAUCCAUUCGAUGAUUCUGAUGAUGUUGAUCCUUUUGGAGAUGAUCAAGAAAUUUCAAAAUUAAAUCUUAAAUCCCAUCAUUCUAAUGCCAAAGAAAUUACACCACAUACCAAACCUUUUCAAACAUCGACCAUCAACGAUGAGGAUGAUGAGAAUGAUUCUUAUUUAAAGAAACCACCUAAUAGUAACUUAUCAAAACCAUACCCCGAUAAACGACCACCACUUCCAACACGUCCUCAAUUAGCAUCACAUGUUAAUAAUGAUGAUAUAAAAAAUGGCAAAAAAACUUCAAGAAAUAUUAGAGCUGGAAAAAGUGAACCAAAUCAUGAUCACGACAUUGAUGAUGAUUCAGUGGUUGAUAUUGCUAUUUCUGAACUUGAUGCCCCUGAUAUAGCUCAUGCUAAUCGCAGACCACCGAGAUUCCCCGGAAUUAAAGAUAUUCAGCAUAAAAGUACAAUACGCGCCUUUGCAAUUGCUGGAAAUUUUGUUAUUACCGAUUCAAGUCUUUCUCGAGUAUGGUCAUUGGAUGAAGGGACUACUAUCAAUACUAUUUCUCAUGAAGAUUCCAAAGUGAUUAGUAUGUGUUGGCGUCCAUCAAGACGGGUUGAAGAUGUUGGUAGAUAUUUGUGGUGUGGCUCACAAGAUGGUUAUCUGUUUGCUAUUGAUAUAAAUAAGGAAAAAUAUAUUGAAAUCAAUAAAAAGGCUCACAACCAUCCUAUCAUCUUUAUUUUACGUCAUGAAUUUCAAUUAUGGACAAUUGAUGAUAAUGGUAAAUUGAUGAUAUGGUCUGAGGAUGGAAAUGGAUGUUUAACUUUGAAAUCAACACCUAAGCCUUGUCGUAUUACUCCUAAACAAACCAGCGCUAUUAUUGUCGGCCAUUGUCUAUGGUCAUCAAACGGAAGAGUUAUUGAAAUUUUUAAUCCUUUUGACGAAGUUGAUUCAAGUUCCAAAAAAAUUGAAUUAGAGGCAGAAAUUGGAAGUAUAAAAUGUAUGACCCAAACAAGCAACCCUUCUCUAAUUUAUAUUGGACAUGAGGAUGGCAAAAUAUCUGUUUGGAACAUCAGAUCGUAUAACAAGAUAUCAACAAUUAUUGUUUCUGUAUAUAGUAUUACAUCUUUAUUAGGUGUUGGUGAUUAUCUUUGGGCAGGAUUUAAAACAGGAAUGAUAUAUAUUUAUGACGUUACUAAAUCACCUUGGAUCGUUAUUAAGGACUGGCAAGCUCACAAAUCCCCGGUCAUCGAUAUGCAAUUGGAUGAAACGUCUUUAUGGAGAGUUAAUAGACUGCAAGUUGCUAGUUUAAGUUCAGAAGGACAAAUUACUUCUUGGGAUGCUGAUGAAAUGUGUUCAUUCCAACCUGAAUACUGUACUUAUAGAAAAGUUAAAGUUUUAAUAUGUUCAUGGAAUAUUGAUGCGUCUAAACCAGAAGAUUUAGAACAAUCGACUGACAGUACCAAAUUUUUAAGACUUUGGCUGACAAGUGUCAAUUCACCUGAUAUAAUUGUAAUUGGUUUUCAGGAAAUUAUUGAUCUGGAAUCUAGGAAAAUGACAGCAAAAUCAAUGAUAUUGACAGCAAAAAAAUCGGAAAAGAAAUUAAAUGAACAUGUUACCCAAAGGUAUAAGUUAUGGCAUGAUAAACUUGAGAAAAUUGUUCGUGAAUAUACGUCAAAUGGAAAUUUAUAUGAAAUUAUUAGUUCUGAAAACCUUGUUGGUUUAUUCACAUGUAUUUUUGCAAAGAAGUCAGAAGUUAAAUCUAUUAGGGAUAUAGAUGUUACAAUUCGUAAAACUGGAUUAAAAGGAUUACAUGGCAAUAAGGGGUCGAUUGCAACAAGAUUUAUUUAUGAAGAUUCAUCGAUAUGUUUUGUGAAUUGUCAUUUAGCAGCAGGUCAAAGUCAAAUUACUGCCAGAAAUACCGAUGCAGCAAAUAUUCUUGAUAAUACAGAAUUCCCUUCAAGAACUAAUAUUGCAUGGAAAGAAAAUGAAGGUGUUUUUACUCAUGGGGGUGAUGGUUCAACGAUACUUGACCAUGAAAUCUGUUUUUUCAGUGGAGAUCUUAAUUAUCGAAUUGAUUUACCAAGAGAAAAAGUUUUUGAAGCGAUUGAAAACGAAGAUUAUGCUCGUUUAUUUAAACAUGAUCAGUUAAAUAAACAAAUGAAUAAUAAUCCAGGAUUUAGAUUAAGAUCAUUCCAGGAAGCUAAACCAAAUUUCGCGCCAACAUAUAAAUAUGAUAGCGGAGAAGACGAGUAUGACACUUCAGAGAAGAAAAGAACACCAGCAUGGUGCGACCGAAUAUUGCAUAAAGGGCAAGGAGUCAAACAAUUACAUUAUCACAGAUAUGAAUGUAGAGUAUCUGAUCAUCGUCCAAUUAGCGGAGCAUUUGAAAUUACAAUAAAGACAAUUUUAGAAAAUAAACAAGCAGACAUUAGAGAAGCGGUUGAUAAAGCAUGGAAAGUUAAGGUUAAUGAAGAAAAAACGAAAAAGAUGAUAAAAUGGUUGGUGGAAUGUGGAUGGGAAGAAAAAAUGGCAAAAAAGGUUUUAAAAGAUAAUUAUGGAAAUCUAAAAAAAGCUUUAGAAACGUUAAAGGAAAAAACCAAAUAA